Molecule: messenger RNA, 3382 nt
Organism: Bradysia coprophila
Lineage: Eukaryota; Metazoa; Arthropoda; Insecta; Diptera; Sciaridae
Product: nardilysin-like
Biological process (GO): proteolysis
Molecular function (GO): metal ion binding; metalloendopeptidase activity
Source: RefSeq, a predicted model, not a curated record
AUGGUUUACUGAAAUGUCAUAAUAUGACAGUCCACUAAUGACACUUCCUCCGUUGUUCCUACACAGAGUGUUCAGUAGUUCAUUUUUUAAAUGUGUUGUCAGAACGGUUAUGUCGAAUAAUCUAUUGAAAUCAUCGAAGCGAAUCAUUGCUGAUGAACCAGAAAAUCAACCAGCUAACAAACAUCAUCGAUCGUGUGUCAACGAUAAAUUCGAGAUGUUAAAGGUUCUGCAAACACCGGACAAGCCAGAGAAAGAUCGCAAAGAUUACAGAAUCGUGAAGCUGAACAAUGGUAUCACAGCACUUAUCAUCUCGGAUCCUUCGCCAAUAAACGAAAACAAGUGUAAUAACGACACCAGUGUAGCUUGUGCAGCGGACGAUGAAAAUGAAAUUGACGAUGAUGAGGAGGAGGACGAUGAGGAAGAUGAUUCUGGUUCGGACGAAGAGGAGACAGGCAAUGGCGGCCCGAAAGAAAAACUUGCCGCCUGCAGUGUUUGUGUAGAUGUUGGCUCCUUCAGCGAUCCACGCGAUAUACAGGGUCUGGCCCAUUUCUUAGAACACAUGAUCUUUAUGGGAUCGAAAAAAUAUCCCAACGAAAAUGAAUUCGAUCAGUAUGUAAAAAGGUCCGCAGGGUUCGAUAAUGCCGAAACUGACUGCGAAGAAACAUUUUUCUAUUUCGAAGUGGCUGAAAACUAUCUGGAUGGCGCACUGGAUCGCUUUGCAAACUUGCUCAAGGAGCCGUUGAUGUUGAAGGAAUGCAUGACACGCGAACGGGAAGCCGUCGAAUCGGAAUUUCAGUCGAAAAUGCAUAAAAACGAUGUGAGAAGGGAACAAUUGCUGUCAUCAUUUGGUAAUCCCAAUCACCCAUGCAGCAUAUUCACUUGGGGUAAUCAGAAAACUCUGCAGGAAAAUGUGUCCGACGACGAUCUGCAUCGGAGGGUGCAUGAAUUUCGGAAACGUCACUACUCGGCACAUCGAAUGUUUGUGUGCAUUCAGGCUCGUCUGCCAUUGGAUGAAAUCCAGCGCCUGGUGGUGGAACAUUUUUCCGAUAUUCCUAACAACGAAAUGCCAGGAGAUGAUCUCAGCGAAUGGAAUCAUUUGAAUGCCUUCCAAGAUAAGUUCACCGAGAAAGUUUUUGUCGUGAAAGCUGUUGGCAAUGUGACGAAAGUGGAUAUCACAUUCUGUUUGGAGUCCUUGGUUUGGGAGUACAAAACAAAGGCACACGACUACAUUGCCUUUUUGCUGGGACAUGAAGGGAAGGGCAGUCUUUCGAGUUAUUUGCGAAGAAAAAAUUGGAUAUUGCAACUGAUCUCUGGGGUGGAUGAUAGCGGGUUCGGAGCAAAUGGAUUGUAUUCGCUGUUUACGGUCUCAAUGUACCUGACACAAAGUGGAAUGGAUCAUGUGAAAGACGUUCUUGAAGCCGUAUUUGGAUUCCUCAAAUUCAUCUCCGUACUCGAUCCAAUAACAACGGAAACGCUGUACACCGAACUUCAAACCAUCGAAGCGAACAAUUUCCGCUUUCAAAACGAACAGACAGCCCUCGAUAACGUCGAAGCAUUGGUCGCAAAUCUGAAAUAUUAUCCACCCAAAGACGUGCUCACCGGGCCCAAUCUGUUGUUCGAGUACGACUACAAUGUUAUUCGCUGCUUUCUCGACAAAUUGAAUCAAACCAAAGUGAAUGUUAUGAUCACCACGAAGGCACCGUUCGAGGGACGUGACUUCGAUCAAACGGAACCGUGGUUCGGAACUCAGUACUGCUCGUUCGACAUUCCGAUUGAUUGGUCGGAAAAGUGGAGAAAUCCGAGAGUUUUCGAUGAGUUUCAACUGCCCGAGUCUAAUGUCUAUAUUCCGAAAGAUCUGACAAUUUUGUACGAUCCACAAACGUCAAACGUCCCCAAAUAUCCGGAGAAAAUCAUGGAAAAUGAAUUGUGCGAAUUGUGGUAUCGUCAAGACGACAAAUUUCUUCUACCCACCGCUUGUUACUAUUUCUAUUUCACAAGUCCGCUGGCCAGGGGAAGCAUCGAGAAUGUCGUCUUACUGUCACUUUAUUCGCUGCUGUUAAAACAUAAAAUUGUGGAGAUUUUAUAUCCAGCGACCGAGGCUGGACUUUCUUAUUCCUCGUAUGCGUCCGAAAAAGGAUUAGUACUGAAAGUGAGUGGAUUCAGCCAAUCAGUCGGUCAGUUGGUUGAGACGUACACUAAAAAUUUGACAACAUUCGCCAAUGGAGUGACGGAAGAACAAUUCGCUAUGUUCGUGGAACAGCAGUUGAAGACUUACUACAACACGCUAACCAAUCCGAAAAGUUUUGCCAAGUAUCUUCGUUUGUCGGUGGUUGAAAACGAUUUCCAUCCCACUUAUGAAAAGUACGAGGCGCUGAAGACACUGACGCUCCAAGAUUUUCGAAUAUUUGCCGCCAAAUUUCUUAGAAAUAUUAAACUUCAAGGACUGUGCCAAGGGAAUUUGUCGCUGGACACGGCUAGGAAUAUUAUGGAUAAUGUGCUGAGUCGUUUACAGCCCGAGCCUAUCGAAAAGCCCUCAUCCUUGGAUCUGAGAACAAACAAAUUGCCAAUCGGUGCUAAUUAUCUACGCUGUGCGUCUAUGAAUCCCAGUGACGUGAACACCUUAACUAGCAAUUUCUAUCAAAUCGGACCAAUUACGAUUAGAACCAACAGUUUAAUUGAUUUGCUGAUGAUGAUAGCGGAGGAGCCGCUAUUCGAUUCGUUACGUUCCAAAGAGCAACUUGGCUACGAUGUAUCUUGUUCAUUGCACGACAAUCACGGCAUAUUGGGCUACUCAAUUGUGGUUAAUUCACAGGAGACAAAAUUUUCCGCCGAAUUUAUCGACGAACGGAUCGAGGUAUUCAGAUUGGCACUGCUGGAUAUAAUUCGCGACACAAGCGACAGUGAAUUCGAACAGUACAAGGAGUCCGUGGUUAAGAUCAAAUUAACGGAAGACAAUAAUUUGAGCGAUGAAGUGACUCGCAAUUGGACGGAAAUAACGACCGAGGAAUACGCUUUCAAUCGGGUCAUUAAAGAAGUGGAGUGUUUGAAAAGUGUUACGAAAUCGGAAUUUGUGGAUUUCUACGAGAAACAUUUGCUGGAAAAUACGAAAAAGUUUUCGGUUCAGGUUGUCGGUAGAUCCGAUGCUCUGAACGAUGCACCUCAUCAAACCGAUGACGAUGUGCCUAUGUCUCUGUUAGAUAAACGAUUCGAUCACUUGACCUUCGUGCCGCUGACGAAAUCCGACAAGGGAACGCAGAUACAAAAUAUUCGCGAGUUUGUAGAGAAAUUGGAAUUGUAUCCGGUGACGAAAACGAAUUUCGAUUGUUAGGUAGAAAUCGGUGACAGAAUGCAAUAAACUGCAAAUGCAAAUUUGUAAUUCGGA